Molecule: messenger RNA, 1446 nt
Organism: Thecamonas trahens ATCC 50062
Lineage: Eukaryota; Apusomonadida; Apusomonadidae
Exons: 2
Coding region: 118-1446 (442 amino acids)
Source: RefSeq, a predicted model, not a curated record
CGCAAUGACCGGUGUGGGCCUCACCUGGUUCACGGCGUCAAUGCCUCAUCGUCCGAUGACGACAACCCGUCGCCAGCGUCACCCCAGGAUGGAGUGCCGGCCACCCAAUCUUCGCCCAUGGCCCUCUCGCAGACAUCGGACCUGGAUCGGUUCCCUGGACAGCUUCAACUUGGCCUGCUCACGCCCGACAUCUUUGGCGACUCGCGCCGCGGUGGACUCCGCCGCUCACCAUCGGCCUCAACCGGCUCGGCCACCACUGCUACCGCCGCUACCGCCGCUACCGCCGCUACUGCCGCUACUGCCGCUACUGCCGCUACUGCCACCACUGCUGCCAUGCCGGGUGCUAGGUCCACUGAGGGCCCGCAUCCGCCCACGGUGCUGCAGCUCGACGUGCCACUCUUCCGCGUCUCACCGGCUGCCACCGCUGCAGUCCAUGAGCUCAGACUUGAAGGCCUCGGGCCAGGCCCGGUUCUUGCGCUGCAGCUCCAGUCGUGGCCAGCCCGCCACGCGCAUGCCCUGAUGGCGUGGACCCGUGAAGGUGUUGCAGUGUGGCAGGUUUGCGGCGCGGGAAAGCUCGCCGAGCGCGUCCUGCUCAUCAACGACAGCGACCACGAGAUAUCUACCGCCACCCUCGCUGCCGACGGCUCGCGAGUUGUUGUCGCCGAGUCUGAUGCCAUUCGCAUUAUCGAUGUCGCCUCUGGCGUCCAGCUUCUCGAGUGGUCCGUCGACGCGGGUGCGACCGUCUCGCACCUACUCGCCGUCUCACCGUCGGCUAUUGUCGCGGCCACUGCCGCCCCGGCGCGGCUGCAUCUCUGGACGCUGGCCCUUGGCUGGUCGUCGCCACCAAGUAAGAUGGCGCUCUCUCUCGAUCCACUGGUGGCUCCGGCCGAUGCCGCGCACCUCUGCCUCUCGGGCCUUGCUGCUGUUCGCGGCGCCGACCACCUUGCCGCCGCCUGGUCGGCCGCCGGCGUCGCCGUGUGGGACACAUCGCCGCUCGCCGGCGGCGCUCUCACCCACCUUGUCAGCUUUACCACGCCAAUGUCUCUGGUGGCGCUUGCUGUCGACCCGGGUCGGAGCGGCGAGCGCGUACUCUUUCUCUACCACACCACCGCCACCGGUCGCAUAGCUGUUGCCGCCGCACCUGACGCUGCGCCGGUCCCGCUUGGCCUCGACCUCGGCGAUGCCUCCGCAUCCGCCAUCGGCGCCAAGUUUGCGGCCCUUGUCCGCCGCUCUCGCUCGCCAGCGAGCCUCCCGCACCUCGCGCUCUGCCUCGCUGCCACCGGGGACGUCGUCGCCGAGCUCUUGCCGGCUGAUGACUGCCGCGCGAGUGCGGCGCCCGGCGACGACACCGUGGCGCUCGCCGAAUCCCCGCUCGCCGUUAUCGCCGCUGCUGCGUGCGGGAGCACGUUGGCGCUUGUUACCUUGUCCAAGGCGAUACGGCAGUAG